ACCCCACGCACUUGUUUAUACCCAUGAGAGCUAGAGAGAGUACACAAUAGCUCAAACAGAUUUAAGUAAAUGAUGUAUAGAGAGCUGACUCUAGUGUUGCUACUGGUAGGACUUGUGUCCUCCCAAACUUACCCCCAGGAACUGGACGCUGAGGUCAUCAUCAUAGGAGCCGGAAUGGCAGGUGUAUCAGCUGCAAAACGUUUGGACGAACUCGAUAUAAAGAACGUUAUUAUUCUUGAAGGUAGCUCAAGAGUUGGUGGCUGGCUAACUAGUGCUGAGUUUGCUGGAGUGAGGGUUUCACUGGGACCUAACUGGAUACAAGGAAUAGACCCAGCUUCACCAGAACUACAUCCUCUCUAUCGUCUAGCACAAGAGUGUCUGCAAGGUGGUAUCCGUGGGGUGUACAUGAAUUAUGAUUCACUAACAAGCUUUAACUCUCAAGGACAACAGAACGAACAAGAGCUGCGUUGGGAUGAUUACGACAAUGCUUUGGCAGCAGUAAGGAAUUUGCAAAGCGAGUGUGUGAGUCUCCGACAAGCAUUAAACGAGAGUGGCUGGACUCCGACUAAUGCUGCAGAUAACUGGGUCGAGUGGUUUAAUGCAGACUUUUGCUUUGGAGAAGCACCAAAUGAUGUGUCUAUACUAUCUACAAUGGGUAAGUCCUACACGAGCUUUGCAGCACCAGAAUCAGAAGGCGAAGAUUAUUAUAUAACAGAUACAAACGGAUAUGAGACGAUUAUCGAAUGCUUAGCUAAUGAAGUAGUUGCAAACGGACAAGGACAACUAGUUUUGAAUGCUUUUGUUACAACUAUUGAUUGGAGCAACGAUGAUUGUGUUUGCAUGUCUGUCAAUGUUAGUGGAACUAUCAACCAGUACUGUAGCAGGUACGCCAUAUCAACAGUUAGCACAGGAGUACUACAAUCAGAGUCCAUCCAAUUCAAUCCUGAGCUACCGGAAUGGAAAAAAGAAGCUAUACAAAAAUUUGUCUUGACCAGAUACAUCCAUAUUUUUAUGGAAUUCAGUGAAGUGUUUUGGAAUACAACUGAAAUAAUCAGAUACAUUGCUAACGAGAGAGGCUACUACCCUGUGUUUUUCAACUUGAAUCUGAUCUAUCCUGAAAAUCCAAAAAUUCUAAUGGCAGUAGUUACUGGAGAAGAAGUGGACAGGAUACACUCUCAAACAGAAACUGAAACCAUAGCAGAAAUUGAGCAAAUCCUCAGCAAAAUCUAUCCCAACAGCAACACCACUGUGGUCGAUUGGAUCAUACCCAAUUGGAUAGCUAAUCCUUUAUUUAGAGGGACAUUCACAUAUCUACCCACUGACUUUAAAAGUAAAGAUUUCAAAUUGCUAGCAGCCCCGGUGGGAAAUCUUCAUUUCAGUGGAGAAGCCACUUCUGCUAACUUCAGUGGAUUUGUUCAUGGGGCCUACUUUUCUGGGAUUGAUACAGCAGAGCUAAUCGCUAGUCAAAUAACUAGUAAGGCAAUGUUUGCUCAAGCAGGCUUCAUAAUCACCGUCCUUGGAAUGAUUUGUGCAAUAUACAUGCACUAAAGGGACACAUAUACUGAGACUAAUUAUGAUAUAAACGUAUAAGAACACUGAGACUACUAUAAUUAUAAUGCAAAAACACUGUAGAAUGUGCAAGAACACUAUAGAAAGUGCAAGAACACUAGAAUGUGCAAAAACACUGUAGAAUGCACCCUCAUUGCUAGAAAGCUUUCAGUAGCUAGUAUUAUUUUUGUACACCAGUAGCUUACAACAACCACAUAGCUAAUAAAUGACCCAUAAUUAUACUAUGUAUGCAUACCUUGAGCUGGUUGUUUUUAACCCCCCCCCCCA
Halichondria panicea is the source of this 1836-nucleotide messenger RNA. RefSeq lists its product as uncharacterized. NCBI's taxonomy places the organism in Eukaryota, Metazoa, Porifera, Demospongiae, Suberitida, Halichondriidae. The coding region runs from base 70 to 1548 and encodes 492 amino acids. The record is from RefSeq and is a predicted model, not a curated record. The transcript has a single exon. Gene Ontology annotation, molecular function: oxidoreductase activity.